AUGUCUGAACAAGUCAACAAGGUCGCUGAGGAGCUCAAGGAGCUGAAAACCGACGACGUCAAGGCCGAGGCCGCUGCCCCCGAGGCCGAGGUCGUGCUGGGUGCCGAUGGCCAGCCUCUGUCUAAGAAGGCUCUCAAGAAGCUGCAGGCCCAACAGGAGAAGGAGCGAAAGAAGGCAGAGACCGCGGCCCGACUGGCCCGAGAGAAGGCCGAGCGAGAGGCCAAGGAGGUCGACUACGCCACCGCCAACUACGGCGUGCUGCCCAUGAUCCAGUCCCGAGAGGAGGACAAGACCGGUGUCAAGCGGGUCCAGAUCAAGGACCUCAACAAGUCCAUGGGUGGCCAGGAGGUUGUGUUCCGAGCCCGAGUCCACACUUCCCGUCUCCAGGGCAACAAGAUGUGCUUUGUGUCGCUCCGACAGCAGUCUGCCAACGUCCAGGGUCUGCUGACCGUCAACGCCGACUCCAUCUCUAAGCAGAUGGUCAAGUUUGCCGGCUCCGUCUCUCUGGAAUCCAUUGUGCUCGUCAAGGGUACUGUUGUCGAGUCUCCUGAGCCCGUCAAGUCCGCCACCAUCCAAGACGUUGAGAUUGCCAUCUCCCAGUUCUUUGUGAUUUCCAAGGCCCCCGAGCAGCCUCCUAUUCUGAUUGAGGACGCUUCUCGAUCCGAGGCUGAGGCCGAGGCCGCCGGUCUGCCCGUCGUCAACCUCGACACCCGACUCGAUGCCCGAUGCAUCGAUUUGCGAACCGCCACCAACCAGGCCAUCUUCCGAAUCCAGCACGGCGUCUGCCAGCUGUUCCGGGAGUUCCUGGUCUCCAAGGGCUUCAUUGAGAUCCACACUCCCAAGAUGAUUGCCGCUGCCUCUGAGGGAGGAGCCAACGUCUUCAAGCUCAACUACUUCAAGGGCGACGCCUUCCUGGCCCAGUCCCCCCAGCUGUACAAGCAGAUGCUCAUGUCCGGCGACUUUGAGCGAGUGUUCGAGAUUGCCCCCGUCUUCCGAGCGGAGAACUCCAACACCCACCGACACAUGACCGAGUUCACCGGUCUCGAUCUGGAGAUGGCCUUCGAGGAGCACUACGACGAGGUCAUUGACGUGCUGUCCGAGCUCUUCAUUUUCAUCUUCUCCGAGCUGAAGAAGCGAUACGGCAACGAUAUUGCCACCGUGCGAAAGCAGUACCCCGUCGAGGAGUUCAAGCUGCCCAAGGACGGAAAGAUGGUCAAGCUGCCCUUCUCCGAGGGUGUCAAGCUACUGCGAGAGGCCGGCAAGGACGUCGGCGAUUACGAGGAUCUCUCCACCGAGAACGAGAAGCUGCUCGGAAAGAUUGUCCGAGAGAAGUACGACACCGACUUUUACAUUCUCGACAAAUUCCCUCUGGCCGUGCGACCUUUCUACACCAUGCCCGAUCCCGAGAACCCCAACUACUCCAACUCCUACGACUUCUUCAUGCGAGGAGAGGAGAUUCUGUCUGGAGCCCAGCGAAUCCACGACCCCGAGUUCCUCAAGCAGCGAAUGGCUGCCCACGAGGUUGAUCCCGAGUCUUUGGGUCUUAAGGACUACGUCGAUGCUUUUGCUUACGGCGCUCCCCCUCAUGCCGGUGGAGGUAUCGGUCUUGAGCGAGUCGUCAUGUUUUUCCUUGAUCUUAAGAACAUUCGACGGGCCUCUCUCUUCCCUCGAGACCCUCGACGACUUCGACCUUAG
Yarrowia lipolytica CLIB122 is the source of this 1695-nucleotide messenger RNA. RefSeq lists its product as uncharacterized. Gene Ontology annotation, molecular function: ATP binding; aspartate-tRNA ligase activity; RNA binding. The record is from RefSeq and is a predicted model, not a curated record. Gene Ontology annotation, biological process: aspartyl-tRNA aminoacylation. NCBI's taxonomy places the organism in Eukaryota, Fungi, Ascomycota, Dipodascomycetes, Dipodascales. Gene Ontology annotation, cellular component: aminoacyl-tRNA synthetase multienzyme complex; cytosol; cytoplasm.